GUAAUAUUACGGAGGGACUUUUUUAUUAUUAUUAAAUUUUAUAGUUACAAUAAAAUAAAUCAAUUGAAUAGAGAAAAAGAAGUGGUAAUAACUCCUUGGUUAAAGUAUUAGUGUAGCCGUUACUUAUAUAUCAAAAAUACUCAUUUUAUUUUAAUACGUUGAUCGGAGACCCGCCUUCUUCUUGCUUGCGGUCUAGCCUGUCUCUCCUCCCUCUCUCUGUUCAAACUUUAAACCCCCAUCCAUCCAAGAAAAUCAAGAAACGCCGUUCAUCGACCAGGGUUUCAGUUCGAUCAAUUAGUGGGUGAAAAUGGUUCAAUCGACGGAGAAUUACAGUCGUAGUGGGCGUCGUCGUCAUGGGAGCUACAUCGUGAAUUGGGAUUCAAGAAUCGUGUACCGGAUAAUGUCGGAUCACGGCGGCGGCGACGACCCAAUUAUUGGCCGAGACUCCGGCGGCGAUCUGCCGGUGUAUAAAGUCGCAUACUCCGUCUUGGAGGAGAAUUCCGGCCAGAGGAGCUUCGUCGCUGACCAAUUUCUAGCCUUGAAGAUCGUGCGCCGGUCAUUUCUUUCUGAAUUCACAGAGACCAUUUCAAGAAACGGCAACCUUCCUGGGUACCGAAUGAAUCUGGUUUGGCAUAAGCUCCCGUCCGGAAUAUCAAGAAGCGCGGAGGAGUAUGACGGCCUGAUCGGCAGAGAGUGUGACCGGCUAGGCGCCUACUCUGUUUUCCACGAGACCUCCCGCGACGGUAGGCUCCUGUCCGCCGAUCCCGCCUUGACCCUGCCGCCGUCGUUUGAUCAGAACGUAGUUCCUCUGGUUGGACACUUCAGUGACAGGGAAACCGGUGACCUCUGCCUAGUCAUGCCCUUCUUCCAGCCCGGCUCUCUCCGGUCCGCCAUGGCAGCACGGUUCCCUGACGGCCUUCCGGAGGCUUGCGCUUUGGUUGCCCUGAGGUGCGUCCUCAAAGGCCUGCGUUUUCUUCACCGGGCCAACUCUCUCCACAGAGACAUCAACGCCGGACAUAUAUACAUCAAACCCGGACCGCAAAUCCAGUUGGGCUUUGCGGCGACGGUGUACGAGCACGGCAGGAUUUCUGCAGGGGAGAGGGGCUGUUCAUCAACUUCGCCUAAGCUGCCCGCUGCCCCGGAGGCGCACGAGUGCUACACCGAGAAAUCGGACAUCUGGCUGGUGGGUAUCACGGCGCUCGAAUUGGCAUACGGAACCGUGCGGCCGGACCGUGAAGCACUGGAAAUGACCAUCCGGGGAAUAACAGAGACCAAGAUGCUUCCAGCAAAGAUGCUCAUGGGAGGACCAGUAGAAAUAACCAGCAGAGAAGAAGACGAAGUGGAGAGGUCAUUCUCAGUGGAGUUUGGGAGUUUUGUGGCAGAGUGUCUGGCGAGGGAUCCUGAACAAAGGCCCUCUGCCGAUGCCAUUCUUAACCAUUCUUUCUUCUGCAAAAAAGGGUUGAAGAGGAGCUAUCUCAAAUCACACUUCCAAGAGGUGGUGAUGGGGAUAAAGACGAUCAAACCAGCUGUUGGGCUACUUCCCCCCGCCCCAAACAGCUGCAGCAGCUUCCCUGCGGCAGCAGCUGCUGGUACACCAUUCUCUGCCGUGGCGCUCGACAACCUGAGAUGCAUUUUUACUGUAUUGCCCUUGGAGGACAGGGCGAGGGCGGGGAUGGUGUGUCGGGAGUGGCACGCCAUGGCCGCGGAGGACGGGCAGUUGAGCGCGGUCUCGGGCAGGCUCCGGGACCCUGAGGGCCCCACCCGGCGACGGUACAGGGAGAUGCUGCGCGAGAUCAGGGGGGACGCAUCUCUCUUGGCCUCCCGGAUGACCGCCGCAUUGGAGACGACCCUGCUGGGCACCUGUAUGGACAGGUGGCGGCACGAGAUUGCGGAGGAGUUCUCCGGUUUGCUCUACCCGUGCCUCAGCCGCCUCGCCUACCGGCAUCGGGUCUACCCCAGCGAGGCGGAGGAGUCCUGGACGCGUUCGUUUUUGCUUGGUGUGAGCAGAGGAGCUCUGUAUUCCCGGCCCAUGCCGCCGCCCCACAGGAAAUAUCCGGAGAUGGCCACCUCUAUAAUGGACUCGUAUUGGUUGCCGCUCACGAGUUCCCCGACGCAAGCAAUCAGGAGGGAUUCUGGAGCCAGUGGGGCUGCCGGCAGGGACUAUAUCGGUAGAAACAUUGUCGGAAGGAGACACGCCGACACCAGUGGGGUUACCGGGUUGGUUGGUUUCGCUACUGGUGGUGUCGUCGUCGUCCAGUGUGUGUUUCUCACUGGCGCCAGUGGGGCUACCAGAGGAUGGACGGGACGCUGGGGUAGAGCAGAUGGGUAGUGACGGGAUUUCGUCGUCUUCUACAAUCUCAAGGGAUUCGGUCAUAGUGUCAUUCUGCUGUGAAGGUGGUUC
Cuscuta campestris is the source of this 2401-nucleotide messenger RNA. The record is from the annotation of a GenBank genome assembly. Lineage: Eukaryota; Viridiplantae; Streptophyta; Magnoliopsida; Solanales; Convolvulaceae.